GUGGCGCGCGCUCCUGUCGCGAGCCGGACACUGCAACCCGUGGCCGCGCGCUGAGCAACAUAACGCAGAGAGGAUCAGCGCGCACGGAAUACUGGACGCAAACCGAGCGCUCCGGAACCAUAUCAGACAAGAAGGGGUGUGUUUACCCCUAAUAAAAACCUGGAAUAUCCAGAUCCAGAAUCAUAAAGUCCCGGAUAAUCAUUCGGUUUGUUUGUGCCCGAGCGCGCUGACUGAGUGAAUGAGAUGUCGGUGCGGGCAGUGCUGCGCUCCUGUGCCGGGUGGCUCUCCUUCCUCCUGCUCGCCUUUGUCCCGCAGCCAGCGGUCACAUCUCUCCGAUCUGCACACGACGUGGACGAGUGUGUGGAGACCACCGACAACUGCAGCAUCGACGCUAUCUGCCAGAACACACUGCGAUCGUACAAGUGUAUCUGCAAGUCCGGUUAUAAAGGAGACGGAAAGCAUUGUGAAGAUAUUGACGAGUGUGCGAGCGAGUAUAACGGAGGAUGUGUCCACGAGUGCAUCAACAUCCCGGGGAACUACAGGUGCACGUGUUACGAUGGCUUCCGUCUAGCCCACGACGGUCAUAACUGCCUGGAUGUGGACGAGUGUGUGGAGGGCAACGGCGGCUGUCAGCAGGUGUGUGUGAACAUGAUGGGAAGCUACGAGUGCCGCUGCAAAGAGGGCUUCUUCCUCUCUGACAACCAGCACACCUGCAUCCAGCGGCCCAAAUUGCGUAUGAAUGGAACGAAGGAUAACCCGAGCUGCAUGGACAAGAACCACGGCUGUGCACAUAUCUGCAGGGAAACCCCAAAAGGAGGCAUCGCCUGCGAGUGCAGACCAGGAUUCCAGCUCACCAGAAACAACCGCGACUGCAAGUUGACGUGUAACUACGGUAACGGCGGCUGUCAGCACAUCUGUGAGGAGACGGACCACGGGCCACGCUGUUCCUGUCACAUGAAGUUUGCCCUGCAUACCGACGGCAAGACAUGUGUAGAGGAAAGGAGUAUCCAGCAGCAGCUACAUCAGCCACAGCUGUUACCUAAUGAGACGUGUGCAGUGAACAACGGUGGAUGUGACAGUACGUGUCAUGAUGCUCUAACAGGAGUGCGCUGCAGCUGCCCGGUCGGAUUCACCCUCCAGCCUGACCGCAAGACCUGCAAAGACAUUGAUGAAUGCCGAAUGGGGAACGGCGGCUGUGACCACAUCUGCAGGAACACAGUGGGAAGCUUCGAGUGUAGCUGCAAGAAGGGCUACAAGCUGCUGACCAACGAGAGGACCUGUCAAGACAUUGAUGAGUGUUCGUUUGACCGGACGUGUGACCACACCUGCUUGAACUCUCCGGGCAGUUUUGAGUGUCACUGUCAGAAAGGCUACAUCCUGUACGGAGUCGCUCACUGUGGAGAUUUUGAUGAGUGCAGUGUAAACCAUGGUGGCUGUAAGCAUGGCUGUGUGAACACACUGGGCAGCUACGAGUGUACGUGCCCACCAGGAUCCCGACUGCACUGGAACAAGAAGGACUGUUUUGAGGUUUUGAAGUGUGCAGCCAACCUGGUGGCUCCCAAAGCGAUGCUGUCCUGCAGCAAGACGGGCAAGAAAGAAAGCUGUUCAUUGACCUGUGCAUCCAAAGCGCAUUACCUGUCAGAGUCUGACAGCAGUUACACAGUCAGCUGCGGCGUCCCUGUCAUCCGAGGAAAAACUCAGAGCAGAAUAAACUCCAGCAGCAGUCAGAGCUGCGUAGAGACUCUGACUGCCCCAGUGAAGCAGACGGCCUCGUUCCGAAUCAAGAAUGCCAAAUGUCACCUGCACCCCAAACUCCGGGGACGAGUGGAUGACGGAGGCAAGCAGAUUGGACCAGGUGGCCAGCUCUGCAACAACUGCCAAGUCACCUUCGUCAACCUGAAGUGCGAGUCCUCCAAAAAGGCCAGGGGUCGGCGCACACGGAACCCAACGAACAAAGAGAUCCUGCGGAUUACUCUGGAACUGGAAGCGGAAAUCAAGACGAGUGAUACGACUGGGAGCUGUGACCUGAACUGUGUAAGGAAGCAGAUGGAGCAAAAGAUGAGAUCUUCCAUCAAAGCUCUGAAGAAAUCCAUCAACCAGGAGAGGUUCCUCAUCCGUGUAGCUGGACUGGAGUACGAGGUCGCUCAGAAGGUGUCACAAUCCACAGAGAGACAGGAGAACUGUGGACCCGGGCGAGAGAAGGACAGCGGGCGAUGUGUCAGAUGUUUGCCUGGUUCGUAUUAUCAUGGUGAAAUGGAGCGCUGUGUUCAUUGUCCUCCCGGGACUUUUCAGGAGCGUGAGGGUCAGCUAGCAUGUGACCUUUGCCCUGGAGGGGAUCGCCACGGCCCACCAGGAGCCCGCAACAUCACUUCGUGCUCUGGUCAGUGUCUAGCAGGAUAUUACUCAAGCGAUGGGUUUAAGCCAUGCCAGCCCUGCCCCCGGGGCACCUACCAGUCUGACCCUGGGAGAACGCUCUGCUUUUCCUGUGGAGGUGGCCUCGACACUAAGAGAGACGGAUCGAGCUCGUUCCAUGACUGUGAAGUCAAAGUGUCCUGUCCUCCGGGACAUUACUACAACACCUCGGUGCAUCGGUGUAUUCGCUGUCCUGUGGGAACCUACCAGACCGACUUCAAACAGAACUACUGCAUCACCUGCCCUGGAAACACAACUACAGACUUCGAUGGUGCAACCAGUGUAUCUCAGUGCAAGAAGAGGGAAUGUGGCGGUGAAAUCGGAGAGUACAUCGGGUACAUCGAGUCUCCAAACUACCCCGGAGAUUACCCUGCCAACGUGGACUGUAUAUGGACCAUCAACCCUCCCAGCAAGCGCAAAAUCCUAAUCGUUGUACCAGAGAUCUUUCUCCCAUCUGAGGAUGAUUGUGGAGAUGUGCUAGUCAUGAGAAAGAACUGGUCAGUGACCUCCAUAACCACGUACGAGACGUGUCAGACGUACGAGCGUCCCAUCGCCUUUACAGCUCGGUCUCGCCGCCUCUGGAUCAAUUUUAAAUCCAACGAUGCCAACAGUGCUCGUGGAUUUCACAUUCCUUACGUCACGUACGAUGAGGAUUAUGAGCAGCUAGUGGAAGACAUUGUGAGGGAUGGAAGACUUUACGCCUCAGAAAAUCAUCAAGAAAUCCUAAAGGACAGGAAAUUAAUCAAGACGCUCUUCGACGUGCUGGCACAUCCGAACAACUACUACAAGUACACGGCUCGAGAUUCCAACGAGAUGCUCCCGCGAUCCUUCAUCCGACUCAUCAGCAGCAAAGUGUCGGCCUUCCUCCGACCGUACAAGUAGCGCUGGAGCUCACUUCACACACACGAUCCAGCCGACUCAUUUCAGUCUCCAGGACUCCGCACACGCUUUGUACACAAAUCAGACCAGGGUAACCAUGAUAGAAGCAACUUUAACUCCUUCACUAUGCAGAUUUGUUUAUUUUAUCAGUCAUCUCUGAUUAGGACAGGGUGUGAGGGUAAACGGUCGGAUCAUUCAUUUGACUCGAGGGUUUUUUAUGUUUGUCGCCACUCUUUGGGUGUUUGUGUGUUUGUUGGUGAUUUGAAUGUGUGUUUGUAUAUUUUAAUAUCCCAGUGAGCACUCGCUGUCUUAAUUAUCCAGCCCUCCCACAUAAUACAUAUUUCUGGAGGUUUUAUGUAUAUCUAGUCAUUUCCAGUUCCCCGAUUGCUCCACCACCGUCCAGACCAAGGAGCUGCAAACUAUCAUGCACCUCAGUGGUUGCAUUUGCACCAGCAGUAACAGACCCAGUCGACCCUCCCUCUAUCAGGCAUGGCUGAUUGUGCCUGCUGAAAUGCGCACAGGUUGAUAGCAUGGCUGAGAUCCGAGUUAGUGAUGUUGUUUUAUAAGACUACAUAACUUUCUUGAAUGUUAAAUUUAGCCACACAAUUGGAAUGUCAAUUGGGGACAUCAAUUAAAUGCAAAUACAAUAUUUAAAAUCAUUACAAUUGGUUAGAUAGAGUACAUUGUGUUCUUGUGAAAGGCCGAUGGUGUAACUACAGGCAGUGGAUGCUGAGAGGCACUAGCAUCUAAGAUCUGUGUAGGGUUUAAUAUACCAGCCUCCAACACACUUCAAAGGAACCCUAACUAAGUAAUGCAAGUAACUUACAUUGCCAUAUUUAUUAUUUACUUGCUGAUUACCUGCUGAUCAGAAUCAAGGUGGGUCCAGAGCCCACCUGGCAACAUUGGGCGCAAGGCUGGAAUUCUGUCCGGCCCAUCUCACACUCACAUGGCAUUCUUCAGAGCGCUGAGAGGACAGGCCCUAUUAUCCAACAAUCAUGUUAACUGAUGUGGGGAGAACAUACUAAAACUCACCUGAACCUGAAGCUAAACGAGCGCCACACUUUCUGCUUCACCAUAGUAACGAUUUUAUUUAUUAACAUAAAUUGUAGUGAGCACGGGUCCAUCAUAGAACAAACAAAAUCUUAGCAAUGCAGUCUUAUCCUGUAGUUACCUUUGAACCCACGCCCAAACAUGGCGUGAAUGGCAGCACAAGAAUUUAUAAAGUAAAUGACAAGUAGAGAAACCUUUAAGGCUUGAUUGGUUAAAUUUUUUCUUGUUUACAAAACGUAGAUCAUACAUUUUAUAUAACCUGUUCCGUCCUUAAAUCGCUGACUGCACCUUUAAUGGUUUAUGUGCUCACUGGGAUAUCCAUUAAGGGACUCGAUGGAUUUUUGAGAAAUUCAGAUGAGUGGAGAAAUGAAGUGUGUGUGUUAAAGGUGUGCUAUAAAUUUGUGACUUUUAUAUUUACACAACGGUUCUUAAAAGCCCCUCACUAUGCAGUUAAAAGCACCAGAAUUCAUGUAUGUCAUCCAUCUUACUUCAUAUAAUACAUUUUACAUUGUUAGUAUUACCGUGUUGCAGCUCUUAGAGCACCUUUAAUCUUGCUGCCAUGCUGUUAAAACAGUACAUCUCCAUCUGC
Molecule: messenger RNA, 4930 nt
Organism: Trichomycterus rosablanca
Lineage: Eukaryota; Metazoa; Chordata; Actinopteri; Siluriformes; Trichomycteridae
Gene: scube3
Product: signal peptide, CUB domain, EGF-like 3
Exons: 23
Coding region: 244-3294 (1016 amino acids)
Biological process (GO): signal transduction
Cellular component (GO): cell surface
Molecular function (GO): calcium ion binding
Source: RefSeq, a predicted model, not a curated record